This is a messenger RNA of Colias croceus (clouded yellow), 591 nucleotides long. It is a transcript of the gene RpL35A, whose product is annotated as 60S ribosomal protein L35a. The transcript has 4 exons. Gene Ontology annotation, molecular function: structural constituent of ribosome. The record is from RefSeq and is a predicted model, not a curated record. NCBI's taxonomy places the organism in Eukaryota, Metazoa, Arthropoda, Insecta, Lepidoptera, Pieridae. Bases 79 to 555 code for a protein of 158 amino acids. Gene Ontology annotation, biological process: ribosomal large subunit biogenesis; cytoplasmic translation. Gene Ontology annotation, cellular component: cytosolic large ribosomal subunit; ribosome.
GUGCCUUCCUACUAAAGUGGACAAAUAUUAAAAACUGGCAACACCUUCUUUCUUUCACUUCAAAAACAAGUGUCCGGAAUGGCUGACGCGCCGUCCACAGCACCAAAGGCCAAAGCGCCUAAAACCAAGGCCCCAAAAGAGAAGGCCCCAAAAGAUGCCGCGCCGGCGCCUCCAGUAGAAUCCCAGAAGCCUGUACGCAAGGCCUCCAAACCUCGUCACGGCAGACUGUAUGCUAAGGCUGUGUUCACUGGAUACAAACGUGGUCUCAGAAACCAACACGAGAAUACCGCACUCCUAAAGAUUGAAGGUGCCCGAUCGCGCGACGAUGCGAUCUUCUACGCAGGCAAGAAGUGCGUGUAUGUAUACAAGGCGAAGAAGCGCACCCCCAUUCGCGGAGGUCCCCGUGGCAUCAAGACGAAGCUGCGUGCGAUCUGGGGCAAGGUGACGCGCCCGCACGGUAACUCUGGCAGUGUGCGAGCCCGCUUCAAGUCCAACCUGCCCGCGCAAGCUAUGGGACAUAGGAUACGUGUGAUGAUGUAUCCAUCAAGGAUUUAAACACCUUAAUGUAAGAAUAAAAUAUAAAAUCCAAAA